Messenger RNA from Bombyx mori (domestic silkworm), 2388 nucleotides. RefSeq names its product zinc finger protein 62 homolog. NCBI's taxonomy places the organism in Eukaryota, Metazoa, Arthropoda, Insecta, Lepidoptera, Bombycidae. The coding region runs from base 1 to 1410 and encodes 469 amino acids. Gene Ontology annotation, molecular function: DNA-binding transcription activator activity, RNA polymerase II-specific; RNA polymerase II cis-regulatory region sequence-specific DNA binding; zinc ion binding. The transcript has 2 exons. Gene Ontology annotation, biological process: regulation of transcription by RNA polymerase II. Gene Ontology annotation, cellular component: nucleus. The record is from RefSeq and is a predicted model, not a curated record.
AUGGAAGAAGAUAACAAGAAUUCGUUUAAAGUUUGUCGUGUUUGUUUGGGAUGUUACCCGAGUGAUGAUUGCUUGUCAUUGUUCCAUGUAGAAAACGGUCGCGCGAUAUCGGAUUUGAUAAUAUCAAUCGCAAAAGUAGAAAUAGUUAAAGGUGACUCCUUACCCGACUGUAUCUGCAACGAGUGUUUUCACGAACUGGAAAAGGCUGUAAAGUUCAAACAAAAAUGUGAACAUUCCUAUUUCACGUUAAUUAACGAUACAUUUAAGAACCCUUUGAUUCCGAAAGUAGAUAUAAAGGAGGAAUUAUCAUUUGACAAUAACUGUGAAUUUGAUACAUCGUUUCAUGAAAACAGUGUUGAGACCGAAUUUGAAAUUGAAGACAAGAAUAUUAAAAAGAGCAGAGCCAAUGAUUUGAGUUUAGAAUGUCAUGAUUGUGGAGAGUUAUUUAAAAGUAAAUGCAAGCUGAGAGUACAUUGGAAAAGGGCCCACCAGAGCAGCUAUUUAAAGUGUGAACGAUGCAAACGUCAGUUCAAAUCAUUUAAAGCAUAUAAUUUACACAAGAAAAUAAGUCCUGCUAGUUGUACUGUGGCCAAAUUCAUUAGGAUUGAGGGCGAAGGUAAAAACCGCAUGUUCUACUGUAAGGAUUGUGAUUAUAAAUCGAUCAGAGUUAAAGAUAUGAUGAAUCACUACUUAUGUCACAGUGGUGAGAGACCGUUCACAUGUUCUAUAUGUUUAAAGACAUUCACCCAACAUAGUUCACUUAGCAGUCAUCAAGAAAAUGUCCACAAGCUUUAUAAAGUAGAAGGCACUUGUCAUGUAUGCGGAAAAUACCUUAAAGGUCGAAACAAGUUCUACAAACAUUUAAAAGGUCACUCAGAAAAGAAUCAACAGUGUGUAAUAUGUAAUAAAAUAUUCAAAACGAAGAAAACAUUGAAAGUGCACAUGCAAAGGCAUGCUGAUAUUAAAACGUUGUCAUGUGAAAUAUGUGGAUCGAGAUACUACACUAUAUCAGAUCUGUGUAACCACAAAAGAAAUGUACAUUUUAAGGAUAGCAAAGUUUAUAAAUGUGAUUUAUGUGAAUACGUAGCAAACAAGAAUGAAACGAUAAAGAAGCACAGAGCGAAACACACGGGUGCUAACAUACCGUGUUUGGUAUGCGGAGUGUUUUUGGAGAAUGAAGAAACAUAUCUUCUGCAUCAAAAACGUCAUACUGAUAAACAAUUCCAAUGCACGUUGUGUGAGAAAAGUUUCUACAGGAAACGAUAUCUUAAUGAUCACAUGAGAAAGAAACAUGGACACGGAGAAUCUGGACCAAAAGCUCUUACUAAAAAGAUACAAGUAAAAAAAGAAAGCUCUGUUAUCAUACAAUAUGAGGAUAUUAAUUCAUUAUCACCUACUGUGAUAGAUUAGGGUUUUUUUGCAUUCUGGCAGUGAAAUAAAUGUUUGAUUUGAAAUAAAAUGGAGUAAAUGUUUCUUGGGGAAAGUUAGUUUCUGAAAAUAAAAUAUAAUUUCAAAUCUUCCCUCUAUAAAAUGCUUUAAGUUAUUUUAAUAUUUACAUUAUUUGGAACUGAUGUGCAGAGCAUAGUUUGGUAAUUAUUGGCAAAGAGACUUCCAUUAAUGUUGGGCAGAUAAAGCAUAUUAUGUCAGUAUGGUAUAGAUGCAAAAUGUUAUUAAAAGCCUGAGCAGUUAUAAUAGCAAUAUGUUAAUUUGAAUGUUAACCAAAGAAUAUUAGUGAUUGUUUUGAAUGCAGCCAAUUACAUUGCACUGUAUAUAAAAUAUUGAUUCUUUUAUUGCUCUGGUUCGGAAGACAUCUGUGGAUAAGCAACAUAUGGAGUGCGAGUUAGAACAUAUUAUUAUUCUUUCUCGAAGUUCUCGAGUGGAGACCGCGCAGCGGAAGACGUAGCGUGGGACGCCCCCUGGCUAGAUGGUGCGAUGACCUCCGCACGGUGACCGGCAAGAAGUGGAUGAGGAGAGCCGCAGACCGGGCUCAGUGGUGUAGAUUGGGAGAGGCCUAUGUCCAGCAGUGGAUGACUGGGCUGUUGAUGAUGAUGAUGAUGAUGAUAUUAUUAUUAAAGUUGGAAUUAAUGAAAAAUUGUGUACAUAUUAGCACUUAAAAAAGAAACAAAUUUUAUUUACAACACUUAUUUAACCUAGUUAAACUGCUUUUUUAAUUCAAGAAUUACAUUUUUGAUGGUGGUUUUAGUAAAUAUUUAAUUAUUUUCGUUUAAGGUAUAAAGUACCUAUAUUUUAGUGACAUUAUUUAUUAACAUUUUAAUUCACAAAAAUAUAUACAUAUUAGGUAUUUAAUAAAAUAAGAUUCCUGAAAAUGGUUAUCUGAACAAAACAUUUGUUAAUUAAAAACAAUAAAACACUUAAAUGAAACCCAAA